UCAUCAAUAUUGUUAGCAUGGCUAAGUUCAUGGCUCAUUUGUUAGCUUUCUCUCUUUUCAUGGCCUUUAGGGUUUGCACUAGUGACCCAAUCCUCUCAUGCACUCAAACACCCUACCCUUAUGUUUGCACUAGUUCCAUAUCCAACACCAUUAAGGACUCAUUAGGGUUCCUCAACUCUGCCUUGCAAGCAACCCUAGACCAUGCAGUGCAGACACAUAAGCUUGCAUCAUCAAUAGACGUUAGCUUGUUUGAUGAGAGAGCCAAGGCUGCAUGGAAUGACUGCCUUGAGCUAUGUGAGGAUACCAUUAGUCACCUAAACAAGUGCAUGUCUCCAAAUUCUGUCUCAUUUGAUGACUCUCAAACAUGGUUAAGUGCGGCCAUAGCCAACCAACAAACAUGCAUGAAUGGCUUCAAGGAACUGAAUGUUAACCUUUCUCACUUACCAUCCUUUCCUUUCACAUCCAACAACAUAUCUAAAUUCAUUAGCAACUCUUUAGCCAUAAACAAAGCAUUUUCUCCGGUUAAAUCAGGCGGUAAUCGUCGUUUACUUUCCGAUAACUUCCCGAACUGGCUCUCCAUCUCGGACAGAAAACUCCUUCAAUCAUCAACUGUAAAGGCUGAUCUCACCGUAGCUCAAGAUGGUUCCGGUGAUUAUAAGACAAUAUCAGAGGCCGUUUCGGCUUCUUCAAAGAUAAGGAGUGGGAGUUCUAGGGUUGUGAUCUCAGUGAAGGCUGGUGUUUAUAAUGAGAAUGUUCAGAUUGGUAAUUCAAUGAAGAAUAUUAUGAUGGUUGGAGAUGGCAUUGAUCAAACUAUUGUCACAGGGAGUAAGAAUGUUCAAGAUGGUUCAACCACCUUCCAGUCAGCAACAUUUGCGGUCACCGGAAGCGGAUUUAUUGCGAAAGGCAUGACGUUCGAGAACACCGCCGGACCACAAAAGCAUCAAGCAGUGGCUCUCCGAUCCGGGGCCGACCUCUCGGUGUUCUACCAAUGUAGUUUCAAGGGUUACCAAGACACACUCUACGUCUACUCCCAACGCCAAUUCUACCGAAACUGUGACAUCUAUGGCACCGUAGACUUCAUCUUCGGAGACGCUGCUGCUGUCUUCCAAAACUGUAAUAUGUACGUAAGAAAACCAAUGAGCCAGCAGCAGAACACAGUCACAGCACAAGGCAGGACAGACCCAAAUGAAAACACCGGCAUAAUUGUACAUAACUCGGUGGUGUCGGCGACGUCAGAGUUACAAUCAGUGCAGGGUUCCAUCAAGACGUAUCUUGGCCGGCCAUGGCAGAAGUACUCAAGGACUGUGUUCAUGAAGACAUCACUUGGUAGUUUGAUUGAUCCGGCAGGGUGGUUGGCAUGGGAUGGAGACUUUGCUCUGAGUACUUUGUAUUAUGGUGAGUACAUGAACACUGGAAGUGGGGCUUCAACUUCCGGUAGAGUUAAAUGGGCAGGGUAUCAUGUUAUAACUAGUGCUUCUGAGGCCGGAAAGUUCACCGUUGGGAACUUCUUGGCCGGAAAUUCUUGGAUUCCGGCCACCGGAGUUCCUUUCACUUCAGGGCUUUGAAGUUAGCUUGAAAGGAUAUAGAUAGGAAGAUUAUGUAUAGAAGGAGAAAUACUUGUCAUUUUUUUGGGUGUAUUAAUUAUUUCAUUUGUAGUUGGUUCUUGAUAUGAAGUUGUUGCUGUUGUCAUUGAAGUUAAUUAAUUAGUCAAUGAUGUUACAAUAAAACAUGAAAUUAAGUUUU
Messenger RNA from Dioscorea cayenensis subsp. rotundata (Guinea yam), 1743 nucleotides. RefSeq names its product pectinesterase-like. The transcript has 2 exons. Gene Ontology annotation, biological process: cell wall modification. Bases 18 to 1565 code for a protein of 515 amino acids. The record is from RefSeq and is a predicted model, not a curated record. Lineage: Eukaryota; Viridiplantae; Streptophyta; Magnoliopsida; Dioscoreales; Dioscoreaceae. Gene Ontology annotation, molecular function: pectinesterase activity; pectinesterase inhibitor activity.